Messenger RNA from Lotus japonicus, 1934 nucleotides. RefSeq names its product cytochrome P450 71D11-like. The record is from RefSeq and is a predicted model, not a curated record. NCBI's taxonomy places the organism in Eukaryota, Viridiplantae, Streptophyta, Magnoliopsida, Fabales, Fabaceae. The transcript is spliced from 2 exons. Gene Ontology annotation, molecular function: iron ion binding; oxidoreductase activity, acting on paired donors, with incorporation or reduction of molecular oxygen; heme binding. Bases 146 to 1678 code for a protein of 510 amino acids.
CAUCUGCAAGUAGUUCUUGGAUGUCCGUUCAGUGAGUGAAAAGGACACUGUCCAAUCCUCCACAAUGUCUAUUUUAAGUAAUGCAUAUCUAUACAUAUAUAGAAUUGCUUUGUGCUUGAUGUAGUCCAUCUACUCUUUUAUCUCAAUGGCUCCUCAAAUUCAUGAGUUGUUAACCCUUUUGAGUUUUUUCCUAUCCAUGAUUCUUGCACUUAUUAUGGUAAGGAAGAAUCUAAGAAAAAUUAACUCAAUUCCAAAUAUACCUCCAGGUCCAUGGAAGCUACCUAUCAUAGGAAACAUACCCCAUCUUGUUACAUCUAUGCCACAUCGAAAAUUAAGAGAUCUGGCCAUAAAAUAUGGACCCUUGAUGCAUCUGCAACUUGGGGAAAUCUUCACCAUUGUUGUUUCCUCAGCAGAGUGUGCUAGGGAGGUGAUGAAAACCCAUGAUAUUAUAUUUGCUUCAAGGCCUCAUCUUCUAGCCACAGAUAUUCUGUUAUAUGAUUCCACAGACAUAGCCUUUUCAUGUUAUGGUGAUUAUUGGAGGCAUCUUAGGAAGAUCUGUGCCACCGAGCUUUUAAGUUUAAGACGGGUGAAAUCUCUUUGGUCAAUCAGAGAGAAAGAGAUCACUACUCUCAUCAAAUGGAUUGCUUCAAAAGAAGAAUCAGAGAUCAAUAUUACUGACGCAGUUCUUUCAAUCUUGUACACAAGCUUUUCAAAGGCUGCAUUUGGCAAGAAAUAUGAGGACAAAGAAGAGUUCUUAUCAGCGAUAAAACAAAUUCCAAAGCUUGCAGGGGGUUUCUACCUAGCAGACUUGUUUCCUUCAGCUAAAUGGCUUCAAAACAUUUCUGGGAUGAGGUCUAAGCUUGAGAAGAUGCACCAAAGACUGGACAGGAUUUUGGAGAAUAUCGUUAAUGACCAUAGAGAUGCAAGGUCAAGAGCUAAAGAAGCUUUGGUUGAAGCAAAGGGAGAUCUAAUUGAUGUUCUCUUAAAUUUUGAGGAUAGUGGCACCGACUUGGAUUUUCAUUUAACUUCAAAUAAUAUCAAGGCGAUAAUCAUGGAUGUCUUCGUUGCUGGGACUGAGACUAUAGCAACAGCCAUUAAUUGGGCAAUAGCUGAGAUGAUGAAGCAUCCAAGAGUACUGAACAAAGCACAAGUUGAAGUGCGGAAGGUGUUUUAUAGGAGACGAAAGGUUGAUGAAACUGGCAUUGAUGAGCUCAAAUAUUUGAAAUUAGUCAUCAAAGAGGCCCUAAGAUUACACCCUCCUGCUCCUCUUCUUGUUCCAAGGGAAUGCAGAGAAGCCUGUGAGAUCAAUGGCUACAAUAUACCUGUUAAAAGCAGGAUCUUGGUCAAUGUUUGGGCAAUUGGAAGGGAUCCAAAAUAUUGGGCUGAACCAGAUAGGUUUUAUCCUGAAAGGUUUAUUGAUAGUUCCAUUGACUACACAGGAAAUUCUUUUGAGUAUAUCCCAUUUGGUGCGGGAAGGAGAAUUUGCCCAGGCAUGAACUAUGGUAUGGCAAAUGUUGAGCAGAUCCUUGCGUUCUUAUUGUAUCAUUUUGAUUGGAGGCUACCCAAUGGGAUGAAAAACGAGGACUUAGACUUGACAGAGGAGUUUGGAGGUACUAUGAAAAGAAAAUGUGAUCUAUACUUGAUUCCCACAAUUACUCAUCCUUUGCCUGGAAUUUAGAAAACGUAGUUUCGUCGAGCAUGUACGAGUUAAAAAGUUGUCCCCUGCUAUAUUGAUAUUUGCUAUCAUAAGUUUCUUUGUGCUACUAUAUAUGGACUUCCGUUUGGAUACCGGCUUAUUAGAGCUUAUUGAAGUUUAUCUACUAAAAGAAGCAUUAAAUGAGCUUCAAUAAGUGCUUUUUUGUUUGCAUCCAAACGGGCUCUUUUUGUAUUUUCUUACUUUGUCUCAAACAUUACUUACAAAGGUUCUCAAUUUA